AUGUGGGCCGGAACAUCCUCAUCCAACCCGACUUCUCCAACCAGUCCUACGACGCCAGCGGCCUCGAAGCCCACUUACAGGCUGAAGAAUCAAGGCCGCAGAAUCGCACAAAUCGUUAAGCUGAAGCCGGAGUUUGUAGAGAAGUAUAAGGAGUGUCAUGCGAAGGUCUGGCCAGAGGUUUUGAAGCAGAUUAAGGAUUCGAAUAUUGAAGAUUACUCAAUCUUCCAUGAUCCGGAAACCCAUAUUCUAUUCGCCUCGUUCAAAUAUGUCGGCUAUAACUGGGCAGGCGAUAUGGAACGUAUGAAAGAGAACCCAAAAGUCCAAGAGUGGUGGAGGAUGACAGACAGCUACCAAGAAUCGUUCGUCCCCGGCGCAAAGAACAGCUACGAUGGAGUUCCACCAUGGUGGAAGGGUGUCGAGGAGGUUUUCUACAAUCCAUGA
Cadophora gregata is the source of this 441-nucleotide messenger RNA. RefSeq lists its product as uncharacterized. The coding region runs from base 1 to 441 and encodes 146 amino acids. The transcript has 3 exons. NCBI's taxonomy places the organism in Eukaryota, Fungi, Ascomycota, Leotiomycetes, Helotiales, Ploettnerulaceae. Gene Ontology annotation, molecular function: racemase and epimerase activity, acting on carbohydrates and derivatives. The record is from RefSeq and is a predicted model, not a curated record.